GGGGUGGCGGCCCCGCCCCGGGAAAGGCGGGCCAGGCCCGGCGUAUUUGAGGCGCAGAGCCGGCCGACGCCCAGCCAGGACGACAGCACCUCUUCCGAAGCCACCUCCGCGGCGCGCGAGCUAGUGCCGAGGCGUCCGGAAAAUGGCAGACAGUUUUUCACUUAAUGAUGCCGUACAUGGGUCUGGAAACCCAAACCCUCAAGGAUGGCCUGGUCCAUGGGGAAACCAGCCUGCUGGGGCAGGAGGCUACCCAGGAGCAUCCUAUCCUGGGGCCUACCCUGGACAGGCACCACCCGGCGCCUACCCUGGCCAGGGACCUCCUGGGUGUUACCCAGGCCAGGCACCUCCAGGGCCCUACCCUGGCCCAACUGCAUCUGGUUAUCCUGGACCAACUGCACCUGGUUAUCCUGGACCAACUGCACCAGGUGCCUACCCCGGGCCUGGGGUCUACCCACCUCCUGGACAGCCAAGUGCUCCUGGAGCCUGCCCUGCUGCUGGCCCUUAUGGCAUCCCUUCUGGACCCCUGAAUGUGCCUUAUGACCUGCCUUUUUCUGGAGGAGUCAUGCCUCGCAUGCUGAUAACAAUCCUGGGCACAGUAAAGCCCAAUGCUAACAGACUUGCUUUAGAUUUCCAGACAGGGAAUGAUGUCGCCUUCCACUUUAACCCGCGCUUCAAUGAGGACAACAGGAGAGUCAUCGUUUGCAAUUCGAAGCUGAAUAAUAACUGGGGGAAGGAAGAAAGACAGACGGUUUUCCCAUUUGAAAGUGGUAAACCUUUCAAAAUACAAGUCCUGGUUGAAGCCGACCACUUCAAGGUUGCGGUCAAUGAUGCUCACUUGUUGCAGUACAAUCAUCGGGUGAAAAAUCUCAGGGAAAUCAGCAAACUGGGAAUUUCUGGUGACAUAAAUCUCACCAGUGCUUCGCACACCAUGAUAUAAAGGGGCAGAUACUUUUUAAAGAAAUGAAAUUGAACGUAAACCUUACACAUUUAAAAGCUUCAUGUUCACUAUGAGUGAAAAAUUUUACCUUUAUUCAUCAAUGUCCUUCUUGCAAAUCAUCCAUUUAAUAAAGAGAGUUACCUGUC
This is a messenger RNA of Physeter macrocephalus (sperm whale), 1083 nucleotides long. RefSeq names its product galectin 3 (gene LGALS3). The transcript is spliced from 6 exons. NCBI's taxonomy places the organism in Eukaryota, Metazoa, Chordata, Mammalia, Artiodactyla, Physeteridae. Gene Ontology annotation, cellular component: cytoplasm; nucleus; immunological synapse. Gene Ontology annotation, molecular function: carbohydrate binding; IgE binding; laminin binding. The record is from RefSeq and is a predicted model, not a curated record. Bases 143 to 937 code for a protein of 264 amino acids. Gene Ontology annotation, biological process: negative regulation of extrinsic apoptotic signaling pathway; negative regulation of endocytosis; eosinophil chemotaxis.